UUACAUUCCCUUCUUCAUCAACAUACCUCUCGGAUCUCCAACUUUCUCACUCUAAACAUUCCGGAAGAACAAAGAGAGAUUUAGAGAGAGAAACCGAAAUGGGAGACUGUAAGCGAAAUGCAACCAUUUCUAUGAUGGAAACUUCACCCACCGCGCUGGCCAUGGCGUCCAAGAGAAGGAAAUUUAUUAGCUCCAACCAGCAGCUUAGACUACACUCCUCAUCUACCACAAUUGAUGAGCUCGGAAACCGUACUUUGACCGUGAACUCUUCGCCAACUAAGCUCGACAAUGUGGUGGCAAUCUCCAACACCGGAGAUACAACCUGCUCCAUCUUUUCAAAGGAUUGGUCGUCGCCGCUGGCGUCUUGCUGCUCCAGCAAUGAAUCGAGCGACAAUGUCGUCAACGACAGCAGCUUGCGAAUUGUAGAUUUGCAGGAUGAAGUAGUCAAGAGUUUUGAAACCGCACACUCUAUCUCUAUUAACAACAACAGGAACAAAUUCAGGGAAACGACGCCGUCAAGCGAACUGUGUGGAGAUUCAGAGAAAAAGGAAGCGUCAGCUGCGAGUAACAGGAGAAGGCCACCGUUGGGCAUGGCUCCUCCGAGAAACGAGAUCGAGGAAUUCUUCGCCAUAGCCGAGAAGACUGAGCAAAAGCGCUUUACAGAAAAGUACAACUUUGAUGUUGUGAACGAUACGCCUUUGGAGGGUCGGUACCAGUGGGUUUGUUUGAAGCCUUAGAAGGGAAAAAAAACAAGAUAAAUUAAAAUAUAUAUAAAUAUAUAUAUGUUGGGAAUGGAAUUAAGCUAAAAUGACAUAGGGUAGGACGAAAAUGGGCAUACGACAUUACCUGUUUUGGAGGAUUGGGCUCUGUUUACUUUGUCGUUUGUACAGUUUUUCUUUUAUCUAUAUCUAUAUAUGCAUGUAAGAAGAAGCUGUUCGUGCUCUGUUACUAGCUACUAAUUGUACUAAACUCAUAGAAGCUUCUUUCUCUCCUCCAAAUUUGUAAUAACCACACGCGUCUUUAUUUUUGAACCUUGAAUUAAAUUUCAAUGGCAGUAAAAUAUAUAUACAAAUUCGAUGCAAUUUAUUAA
Molecule: messenger RNA, 1090 nt
Organism: Humulus lupulus (European hop)
Lineage: Eukaryota; Viridiplantae; Streptophyta; Magnoliopsida; Rosales; Cannabaceae
Product: cyclin-dependent kinase inhibitor 7-like
Exons: 4
Coding region: 99-737 (212 amino acids)
Biological process (GO): negative regulation of cyclin-dependent protein serine/threonine kinase activity
Cellular component (GO): nucleus
Molecular function (GO): cyclin-dependent protein serine/threonine kinase inhibitor activity
Source: RefSeq, a predicted model, not a curated record